AUGGAUGAGCCUAGUAAUCAUCAACCUGGGUUCACCAACGCGAAUGGUAAGAGCCCAGCUGCCCAACCGAACGACCUAUUGCAUGAGCGACCCGUAAGCCAAAUCAUCGCCAAUAGGAUACGCAGGGCAAUAAAACCUUCACCCGAGUUUUACAAAAAGCCCGAGGCAUUCGUACUAGAGUCCUCUCUCAGGGAAAUACUCAGCCCAGAGCGUGUCCAAGAUGUACUUGACGAAAUCCACGAGCACCAUCCCGAAAAGCCUACUAUUAACCUGGACGCGAUUUUCGAUAACGCGAAACGGACUGGGCGCUUGAAGAUACUCGCUACGCUUAUCUACAUCAAAAAGACAAAGCGUCUUCAUAACUUUAUCGCGUUCAACGUUUGGGAUGACGACCUACCACUUGCAGACUCAAGUGAAAUUUUAAAGGACUGGUCAGAGUUAUCUUGUGACGGGUUUGUCUUGAAGCAACAUCUUUUCCUACCACAAGUUAUCGACUUCGAAUGCAUGAAACACCAGUUAUUUCCUAGUUCAAUACGGAUGCCAUUCUUGGAUCCAUUAAACGGCCCUGACAAAGGCGCACACGGUCAGGUCUCUAAAGUAAGGAUACAUGAAAACUAUCAACGAUGGGGCGAGCGUACUAGAUGCGACGAUCAUUACGCUGUCAAACGCUUUACAGCUGACCCUGCUUCAUUUGAUCAAGAGAGAGAGGCAUUAGUUCGAUUUAGUCAUCCAAAUCCAGGACAUGAGAGUCUCAUUCAGCUUCUGUACUCUUAUGAGUUACGCUCAGCAAAGUAUCUGAUCUUUCCUUGCGCUGAAGGUGACCUGGAAUAUCACUGGGCUAACCACAAGGCCGAUCCAACAUCGCGGGAUGACCUGAUCUGGAUGCUUCAACAAUGUCACGGUAUUGCAUCUGGCCUCGAAAGAGUCCACAAUAACCCAUCUUUCCAAGUUCAAGGAGACAGAGGUGAAAGCCGAAGCAGGGGACGACAUGGAGACAUAAAACCCAAGAACAUACUGUUUUUCAGAGACGAAAAGAAACCGCCUGGUAGACUAGUAGUAGCAGACUUUACACUGAUGCGCUUCCACUCGUCAAACGCCGACUACACGCAGAUCCAGAAGGUGGGGUUCUCGGAGACAUACCGUCCGCCUGAAAAGGCUGCGGGCGAGGGAACACAAGUCAGUCAAAAGUAUGAUAUCUGGACGCUCGGGUGUGUCUUUCUUGAGUUCAUCACAUGGCAUCUUCUUGGCUCCGACGCUGUUCGUCCAAGCAAACGAGGCUGUGGACGAGGUUUCACCGCUCCUGAUGGAAAGGAACGUGAGGACUUUGCCACAUCGCGACAACGGGAUGAUGAUACCGGGUAUCGAGAUGAUAAGUUCUUCAACUCGAUUUAUGUUUCCGGUCCCAUUGUGAAACCUUCUGUCUUGAAAUGGAUCGAGUAUUUGCGCGGCCACAAGUGUUAUUCUCAACCUUUACAUGACUUCUUGGACCUUAUACAGGAUUCCAUGUUGAUCGCUAAGCCAGAGAAGCGAGGCUCUAUGCUACGAGUCACGACAGCAAUGGGUAGGAUUGUUUCUUCUGCAAAAUCAACGAUAUUAUACUGCGAACCACUUCGAAACGCAAAUCUGUCACAUAUGGACAAUCUUCCUUACUUGCUGGACUCACCGGACCAAUACUGGCCACCUGUUGUGUUGCCACAGCCAGAACAUUUCACAUCAUCUGCCCCCCAGAACUCGGAUUAUGACCUACUUGAGGAUGUGUUUUUGACGCCUGGUCCAGACGAGGCCGCACUGCAUGAAAGUGUCGAUGGAUAUCUUGUGGUGCCUAGAGGUGAUUUGUCACCAGAAAAAACGUCAAACAGUUUGAGAUCGGGUUCAUCGGGAGUGGCUCGAGAAAUUCACGAUUCUACCGAGGUGUUAACUGAAAGCGUGACGCCAGCUACAACCAGACAACCGUCUUAA
Fusarium venenatum is the source of this 1959-nucleotide messenger RNA. The record is from RefSeq and is a predicted model, not a curated record. Lineage: Eukaryota; Fungi; Ascomycota; Sordariomycetes; Hypocreales; Nectriaceae.